GCCUGGCUAAAAUGGGUUUUUUAACUAGAAAUGUCAUUGGAGAAUGAAUGUGCCUAGACACUUGGUCAACUGAACAAUACCUUCUUUUGAAACCCCUUGUACUUCAGUAUUUGUUGAAUAGUUCCUUAGAUAGGGGCUUCCUAAGGAUUCAAAGGCAGAGAGGAUGGGGAAAAAUGACAGCCCUCUACUCCUGGUGCAAUUCUAAGAAUGAAAUAACCUUUGACUCUUUUGUUUUCCUACCAGAUAUGGAUGCUUUUCAACAAGCAGGGCAUUUGCCCCUGCCCAGAGGUGAUGCCAUUCGUUCGAAGCUUAUCGAUACUUUCUCUCUAAUCGAGCAUUUGCAAGGCUUGAGCCAAGCUGUGCCACGCCACACUCUUCGGGAGAUACUUGAUCCUUCCCUUCAAAAGAAACUUAUGUUGGGAGACCAACACCAGCUUGUGCGCUUCUCCAUAAAGCCUAGACAUAUAGGACAUAUUUCCCAAGCCCAGAGAAUGUUGAGCAGGUUUCAUGUGCGCUGUGGUAAGAAGCCGCCCCUUUCCUUAUGGGCAGGAUGGAUUAUUGAAAGUACUUUCUUCACGAAUUUCAUGAUUUUCACUAUUUUUUUGAACACAAUUGUACUGAUGGUUGAAAUAGAAUUAUUGGAAUCUGCAAAUACCAAACUGUGGCCAUUAAAGCUGUCUUUGGAGGUGACAUCUUGGUUUAUCUUGUUUAUUUUCAUCGUGGAGAUCCUUCUUACAUGGCUUUCCAGCUUUUCCCUCUUCUGGAAGAAUGGCUGGAAUGUCUUUGACUUUUUUGUUACCAUGUUGUCCUUGCUUCCUGAAAUUGUGGUGUUGUCAGGAGUUUCAGGCCAGUCUGUGUGGCUCCAGUUGUUGAGGAUCUUCCGAGUGUUGAGGUCUCUCAAACUCUUUGCACGAUUUCGUCAGAUCCGAGUUAUUAUUUUGGCCCUCGUCAGGGCCCUUAAGAGCAUGACCUUCCUCUUGAUGUUGAUGCUCAUCUUCUUCUACAUUUUUGCUGUGACUGGUGUCUAUUUCUUUGAAGAAUACAGCCGUUCAACUCGUGAGGACCUAGAGUACAACAUGUACUUCUCAGACCUGCCAAAUUCCGUAGUGACAGUGUUCAUUCUCUUCACCUUGGAUCAUUGGUAUGCAGUUCUUCAGGAUAUCUGGAAGGUUCCUCAAUCCAGCCGCCUCAUCAGCAGCAUCUAUGUCAUCCUUUGGCUGUUGCUUGGCUCCAUUAUAUUUCGAAAUAUCAUAGUGGCCAUGAUGGUUACUAACUUCCAGAAUAUCCGGAAUGAACUGAAUGAGGAGAUGACUCAUCUGGAGGUUCAGCACAAAGCUGACAUAUUCAAGCGUCAAAUUAUCCAGAGGUCUGCUUCCAUGUGUUUAAGCCUAAUCCUGUUUUUCAAGGGAUUUCUGACCUUAAUACUCCAUUUCUAAACUUUGAUCUUAUGACCUUACUUUUUUCCAUCUACU
Perognathus longimembris pacificus (Pacific pocket mouse) is the source of this 1472-nucleotide messenger RNA. It is a transcript of the gene Catsper2, whose product is annotated as cation channel sperm associated 2. Gene Ontology annotation, cellular component: CatSper complex; membrane. Gene Ontology annotation, molecular function: calcium-activated cation channel activity. Gene Ontology annotation, biological process: flagellated sperm motility; fertilization; transmembrane transport. NCBI's taxonomy places the organism in Eukaryota, Metazoa, Chordata, Mammalia, Rodentia, Heteromyidae. The coding region runs from base 48 to 1436 and encodes 462 amino acids. The transcript has 8 exons. The record is from RefSeq and is a predicted model, not a curated record.